Gossypium raimondii (Peruvian cotton) is the source of this 3930-nucleotide messenger RNA. RefSeq names its product homeobox-leucine zipper protein ANTHOCYANINLESS 2. The coding region runs from base 751 to 3123 and encodes 790 amino acids. NCBI's taxonomy places the organism in Eukaryota, Viridiplantae, Streptophyta, Magnoliopsida, Malvales, Malvaceae. The record is from RefSeq and is a predicted model, not a curated record. Gene Ontology annotation, biological process: regulation of DNA-templated transcription. Gene Ontology annotation, molecular function: DNA-binding transcription factor activity, RNA polymerase II-specific; lipid binding; DNA binding. The transcript is spliced from 8 exons.
GUGAUGUUGGGGAGAAGACUUUGAUAGUUGUUUUGAAAAGCUUAUUUUUAGUAGUACUAGUGUUUAGCGAAGCAUGCAGUGAACGAGACGAGAAGAUUAACAGAACAACACCAUCAACACUCUCAGCCAAAACUAGGGUUCCCAUUUAUCCUCCUAUCUUUGAAAAACGCCCAACCAUCUGAUUUUAAGCCCUUUCCCUCACUUCUUUUUUCAGACGUAAACCCGGAUACCAAAAAACAGGUUUUUUUUUUGUUUUACAGAGAAAGAGAGAGAGAGAGAGAGAGAGAGAGAGAGAGAGAGAGAAGGGAAUAGACAUAAAAGAGUUUUGCUUUGCUUGCCUUCUUUCUCUUUCUCUCCAUUAAAAAUCACUUCUUUGUAAAGAGGGAGUUCGAGACAUUAGGAUUUUCUUUAUCCUUUUGUCUCCUCCAUCCUCUCUUCUUUUUGUAAUAAUUUAGUUGGUCUUGUUCAAAUAUAAAGGUGUCUGAUAGAUUUGUCUUUAAUGUACAUGUUAUUCUGUAAAUUUGAGUUUUAGUUCUUUGGAGUUCCGAAGUUACUAAUUUCAUUCUCAUGGCCGAGUCAUGGCUCGGUAAUGAAGAAAAUUAGUCUGAUGGGAGUGUAGGUACAGCGAAAGGUUGAAAACUUGCAGAGUCAGAAGAAGAAACCAAAAAAAAAAAAAGAACAGAAGUUGAGUGCUUGAAAGAUAAAAGGAAAAAGAAAAGAAAUUUGGUUAAAGAAAAGGGAAUUGCUUUGAUGAAUUUUGGGGGAUCUCUCAAUAACAGCUCAGGUGGAGGCCUUGGGGGUGCAACAAUCGUCGCCGACAUCCCCUUUAGCAACAACAUGGCGGCCGCCGGUGCUAUGGCUCAGAACAUAUACAACUCUCCAGGCCUCUCUCUUGCCCUUCAGCAACCGAGUAUAGGUAAUCAGGGAGAUGGAGUUAGAAUGGGUGAGAACUUUGAAGCAAGUAUUGGGAGAAGAAGCAGGGAAGAGGAGCAUGAGAGCAGAUCUGGAAGUGAUAACAUUGAUGGAGUUUCAGGCGACGAUCAAGAUGCCGCCAACAACCGUCCUAGGAAGAAGAGAUACCACCGCCACACUCCUCAACAAAUCCAAGAGCUUGAAGCUCUCUUUAAGGAGUGCCCUCAUCCCGAUGAGAAACAGAGACUGGAGCUUAGCAAAAGGCUUUGCUUAGAAACCAGGCAGGUGAAGUUUUGGUUCCAAAACCGCCGUACGCAAAUGAAGACUCAAUUGGAACGCCAUGAGAACUCUUUGCUGAGGCAAGAGAACGACAAGCUUCGAGCUGAGAACAUGUCUAUUAGGGAAGCUAUGAGGAACCCCAUUUGCACCAACUGUGGGGGUCCGGCAAUCAUCGGUGACCUAUCUCUCGAAGAGCAACAUCUUAGAAUCGAAAACGCUCGCUUAAAGGAUGAGCUAGAUCGAGUUUGUGCACUUGCCAGCAAGUUUUUAGGGCGACCCCUUACAUCACUAGCUACUUCAAUUGCAUCUCCACUGCCCAACUCCAAUUUGGAACUUGGAGUUGGUAGCAAUGGCUUUGGUGGUUUAAGCACAACCUUACCUUUGGGGCCUGAUUUUGGAGGUGGGGUAUCAAAUUCUUUGCCGGUGGUUCCCCCUAAUGGCGUCGAAAGAUCCAUGUUUUUGGAACUUGCAUUGGCUGCAAUGGAUGAAUUGGUUAAAAUGGCUCAAACUGAUGAACCACUUUGGAUUAGGAGCUUGGAAGUUGGGAGAGAAAUACUAAACCAUGAUGAAUACUCAAGGAUGUUCACUCCUUGUAUUGGCAUUAAACCAGCCGGCUUUCUCACCGAGGCAUCCAGACAGACCGGGUUGGUGAUUAUCAACAGUUUGGCCCUUGUUGAAACUUUAAUGGACUCGAACCGUUGGGCGGAGAUGUUUCCUUGUAUGAUCGCGAGGACAUCAACUACUGAUGUGAUAUCUAGUGGCAUGGGAGGUACCAGAAAUGGUGCAAUUCAACUGAUGCAUGCUGAGCUGCAACUGCUUUCUCCUUUAGUUCCAGUUCGUGAGGUGAAUUUCUUAAGGUUUUGCAAGCAGCAUGCUGAAGGGGUUUGGGCAGUGGUGGAUGUGUCCAUCGAUACCCUCCGAGAAACUUCAGGUGCACCCACAACAUAUGUCAAAUGUAGGAGGCUUCCUUCUGGUUGUGUUGUGCAAGAUAUGCCUAAUGGAUACUCCAAGGUAACAUGGGUUGAACAUGUAGAAUACGACGAGAGUCAAAUUCACCAUCUCUACCGCCCUUUACUAAGCUCCGGCAUUGGCUUUGGUGCUCAACGUUGGGUCGCCGCCCUCCAACGCCAAUGCGAAUGCCUUGCUAUCCUCAUGUCCUCCACUGUUCCCACUGGAGAUCAUACUGCUAUAACGGCAAGUGGGAGGCGAAGCAUGUUAAAGCUAGCGCAGCGGAUGACGGGUAAUUUCUGUGCGGGAGUGUGCGCGUCGACGGUUCAUAAAUGGAACAAGUUGAACGCAGGGAACGUGGAUGAAGACGUAAGGGUGAUGACACGGAAGAGCGUGGACAACCCUGGGGAGCCGCCGGGCAUCGUGCUGAGCGCCGCUACUUCAGUUUGGCUGCCGGUGUCACCUCAAAGACUAUUCGAUUUUCUGCGGGAUGAACGGCUGAGGAGCGAGUGGGACAUCUUGUCCAACGGUGGUCCCAUGCAAGAGAUUGCCCACAUCGCCAAAGGCCAAGAUCAUGGCAACUGCGUCUCCCUCCUCCGUUCCAGCGCCAUGAACGCAAAUCAGAGUAGCAUGUUGAUAUUGCAGGAGACAUGCAUGGACGCGGGUGGAUCGCUUGUGGUCUACGCGCCCGUUGACAUUCCAGCCAUGCAGGUUGUCAUGAGCGGUGGUGAUUCUGCUUACGUGGCUCUCCUGCCUUCUGGUUUUGCUAUCAUCCCUGAUGGUCCAGGCUCUCCUGGGCCCACCACCUCAAAUGGGAAUGGAGAUUCCCACAGGGUGGGUGGGUCCCUUCUCACCGUGGCUUUUCAAAUAUUGGUCAACAGUUUACCCACGGCCAAACUGACGGUGGAAUCGGUGGAGACGGUCAAUAAUCUCAUCUCAUGCACCGUCCAGAAGAUCAAAGCUGCCCUUCAAUGCGAAAGCUGAGGGCACUCGGUUUCUUUGAUAGCUCUUUUUUUUUUUAACAUGGAAAUGUGUGGUGUAUUUAGUUGGUAUUGUGUGAGAAAAAAAACAAAAAAGUGUGUGAGUGGGUGAGUUGAGUCAAGAACGAACCUCUGGGGGAGACUCCUUGCAAUGCAUGGUGAUGAAAGAGGCAGUGAGUGGGUGGGGGAGCAGAAGGCAAGGGUGGUGGUUCGGGUAUUGACUCAGGUCGACCCGCACGAGAAGAAAAAAAAAACCCAAAAAGAAGACAUCUUCGCUUUAUUUAUUCCAAAUCUCUUCUUACGUGGGGGAAGAAGAGAUUGCUAGCUUUGUAUUGAGUUUGUCACAUCGUAGUGGUUUGGUUUCUGGAAACAUACUAAAUUAAUGCAUUAGUUUCAUGGUUGGUUGAAGGAACGCGCCGCCGAUGCAAGUUUAGAAAGGGGAGGGAUUGUGUGGGGAAGUCAAAAAAACAGAGCCACGUUUGUGGUGGGUAUUUGACAGGCAGGAAGAGAAGGGGGUUUUGGAUUAUAAUGCAAAGGGACAUUUAUGGUUGGGUUUGCCAGCUUAGCACUUAAAAUCUCCGAUGCUGAAUUUGGUUGAUAUAAAGCAUCUUUCAAGUCUGAUGUGCUGGUGGCCAGCGGCGACGCUAUAUAUGAAGUAAUUUGAGUUUGGUUUUUUCAAAAUUUUAUUGUGAUUCAGUUACUACUAGUAAUGUAUUAAUAAUUUUUAAUUUUAGAAAUUGCAUGUCAAUACAAUUAUUAAUAUUUGUUUUAUGAAGAAGGAAAAAAUGGGCAGAUACUUCAGAGGGAUUAA